CUUACCAACGGGCGCAACACUCACAGCAACAGCAGCAGCAGCAUCUGGAGGUCACCGUGGGAGAGUGGGGGAAAAGAGAGCAGAGCCAGGGCACAACUUUUCUCAAGGCAAAGCAUGCAGAGCUCCGAAGGAGGGUCAGACACCACGACCAGCGUGGCAACGCUGCGGACGUCAUCAUCAGCCCAGGCUCCUGUGGUACAGCCUGUCCCAGCCUCCCAGCAGAGGGUGCUGGUUCAAGCCACAGGCUCAGCUCAGAAGGGAGGACAAGUACAGCAGCUUUCAGUACCCAGGGUUCAACAGGUUCCUCAGCAGGUUCAACAGGUACAGCAUGUUUAUCCAUCGCAGGUCCAGUAUGUUGGAGAGAGUGGAGAGGCUGUUUACACCAAUGGAACAAUUCGAGCGGCCUACUCCUACAACCCCGAGGCUCAGUUGUACGGGCAGAGCAGCGGCGGUGCUUACUUUGACUCGCAGGCCGGCGGAGCUCAUGUCACCACGGUGGUCUCCUCUGCCAGUGGCGGGGUGCCCCCUCAUGGCAUGGUGGGCAUCGCCAUGGACGUGGGCAGCAGCCACAUCAUCUCCAGCGGCAGCACCUACCUAAUCCACGGAGGAAGCAUGGAGGGAAGCCGCAACCACAUAUCACAUUCCUCUCGCUCCUCCUCAGCCAUGCUUGAAAUGGCGAUUGAAAACCUCCAAAAGUCUGAAGGAAUUGCAAGUCACAAAAGCAGCCUGCUCAACAGCCAUCUGCAGUGGCUGCUGGACAACUAUGAGACUGCGGAGGGAGUGAGCCUGCCCCGGUGCUCCCUGUACAACCAUUACCUGCGCCACUGUCAGGAACAGAAACUGGAUCCGGUCAACGCGGCUUCCUUCGGCAAGCUCAUCCGCUCAGUCUUCAUGGGCCUCAGGACCCGCCGCCUCGGCACCAGAGGCAACUCUAAGUAUCAUUACUAUGGCAUCCGGGUGAAGCCAGACUCUCCGCUUAACCGGCUGCAGGAAGACACCCAGUACAUGGCCAUGAGGCAGCAGCCUGUCCAUCAGAAACAGAGGUUCAAACCUCUACAGAAGGUGGACGGUAUGUCCGACAGCCUGUGUGGGAGCUCUCAACACUGUAACAACACUCCAGAGCAGUCAGUGGCUGCUCAGAGCCAACAUCACCAGCAGUACAUAGAUACGUCCCACACCUUACCUCCGUUUCCCUCUCCUGACUUGGGUACCCAACCUUUGCCCGAGCGCAUCAACAUGAAUGACAUCAAGAAGCUGCAGACGCUCUACAGAGACCACUGUGAGGCUACUUUGGAUGUGGUGAUGAACCUCCAGUUCCACUACAUUGAGAAACUCUGGCAGACCUUUUGGUAUUCAACACCGCCAUCUAGUGACGGAAGCACCACCAUCCCCAACAGUGAUGAUGACCUGGAAGGUGUGAUCCCCAGAGAGAAGCUGGUCGCUCUGUGUAAAUAUGAACCGAUCAGACUAUGGAUGAGGAGCUGUGACCACAUCCUGUACCAGGCUUUGGUGGAGAUCCUCAUCCCUGAUGUGCUGCGUCCCGUUCCCAGCACUCUCACUCAGGCCAUCCGUAACUUUGCCAAGAGUCUGGAGGGUUGGCUGACGAACGCCAUGACCAACUUUCCUCAAGAAAUCAUUCGCACCAAGGUGGCGGUGGUAAGUGCAUUUGCGCAGACUCUGAGACGUUACACCAGUCUGAACCAUCUGGCCCAGGCAGCCCGCGCCGUUCUCCAGAACACCUCCCAGAUAAACCAGAUGCUCUCUGACCUCAACCGCGUCGACUUUGCCAACGUUCAGGAGCAGGCGUCGUGGGUGUGUCAGUGUGACGAGAGCGUAGUUCAGCGUCUGGAGCAGGACUUUAAAGUCACCCUGCAGCAGCAGAGCUCUCUGGAUCAGUGGGCAACCUGGCUGGACAACGUGGUCUCUCAGGUCCUGAAACCCCAUCAGGGCAGCCCCAGCUUCCCCAAAGCUGCACGCCAGUUCCUGCUCAAAUGGUCUUUCUACAGCUCCAUGGUGAUUAGAGACCUGACUCUACGCAGUGCAGCUAGUUUUGGCUCCUUCCACCUGAUUCGCCUCUUGUAUGAUGAGUACAUGUUUUACCUGGUGGAACACCGUGUAGCUCAGGCCACCGGAGAAACUCCUAUCGCCGUCAUGGGAGAGUUCAGUGACCUGAGCUCCAUGAUGCCGUCACUAAUGGAAAAAGACGCGUCCUUCUCUGACGAGAUGAGCGACUUGGGCAGCGAUGCGGACACCUCCAGAGGUCCCACUGAACCAGCUGUUAAGAGAGAGAGGAUUGAAAUGAGCCACCCUCUGCAGGAGAUGUGAGUCCGGUCCAAAACAGCGCCGCACGCCGCAUCAGCCAGAGUCUCUCCCUGAAAAGAUGACCCUAAUGUGGCUUUCGGGGGCCGAGCACACUGCAUCCCUCUGCAGUUGAUGUGUGCAAUGUACAUAAAGAAGAGAGUAGCAACGUCAGUCCUCCCCUCACUAGCGUUUGUCAAGAUGGUAAUCUUUCUCCCAGGAAGCAAUCUGACCCUCGGCGCACGUCUGUUUUUUUGUUUUGUUUUUUUUACUCACAGGGGUGUAACACAGGUCUGAUUUUGUUUCUGUUUUUGUUGCAACUGUGAACGACUUUGUGCAGUACCUUUUUAUUGGAUGUGUAACUCUCGAGUGGUGGUGUGUGACGUUAACGUGGUUCUUUAACAAAAAAACAACUACAAAAAAAAAUCCUAACUAGCUGUGCCAUAGUGUCAUUUGAGUGCCUUAGAUCGCUAACUUUUAAAAAAAAACCCACCACAACAGAUGUCUAUCUGUCCCUCAGCUGUGCCUCUACCGCAGUAUGAAUGUAUCGUCUCCAAACCUCAGACAUUCAAAGCACCUUUAACAUUGAUUAGGUGUAGGUGUGUACUCCUUGUUGCCUCCGCUGCAGCUCGCAGCAUAAAAAAAAAAACAAAAAAAAAAAACAAUGAACAUGCAACCUACUGACCCAAAGGACCUUUCCCUCAGUUGUUUGCCACCAGCUUAGCCAUAGCCGCGGCUCUGUCUGUCUGUCAGGGCCUCAGUAGUCAGGAAGGCAGGGAACUGUUAACCUUGGCUGUUCAUUAAUUUACCUCAACAGAUUUCUAUGCUGUGCUCUGCUCGGCUCAGAUGACAUGAGGCAAGUAUUUAAAAAAAUAAAUGAAUUUUAAAAAAGGAAAGAAAAUGUAGCCACAGAUGCGGUUAAAUGUAAAUAGUUCCCCCUAUGUUCCUCCAAAAUAGUAUCAAUUUAGUGAUUGUUCCUCCACGUGAUGUAAGGACGAGUUCUAUGAGUCCUUCUGUGGCGGGAAAUCAUCCAUGUGAUUGAGAUCUGAUGUCUGAUGUUGACGCCCCCCUUUAAAAAAACAAAAAAACAAAAAAAACAACCUAAACUGGAAUCUGGUCCGUCUCCUCUUUGAGCCUCAUUUCCCGAUCAAAGUGGUUGUUACUUUUUUAAAUGAGAUUAAUCGAGACGUGUUAUUAAGAGCUUUGGGUGUGUAAAACGAAAACUCUUAAACACAUACACACGAAAAAGAGGAUCUAGUUGGCGUCUGAGCCGGCAAACACUCCCCCGACUUCAGAUUCUGUGACCUCAUGCUGUUACUCAGAUAAAGUCUCAUGUCCUGUUUGAAUUAGAUAGAAAACACAGUGCGUUAUCGGGGACUUUUGUCCGUAAUAAAUUAUAUAUAUAUAUAUAGUAAAUCUUUAUAUGAUGUAGAACGUGUGUGUUCUGUGGCCUUCUCACACUGUACCGGUCACGUCGUAUCAGAAGAAAAUGCUUUGAUGUGUAAUUGAUUAGACUGGCGUGUGUGAUUAAUUUGUUUCCAAUCUCGAUUGUUCAAUGUAUGAAAAUCAAAUUAUUAACUGUGGUGCCGCUGCUGCUGCACCCAUGUCGCUAUUAAACUGUCACGAGAGAAAUUUCUAUUUAUAUGAACUCUUGAUUCUGAUUUGAUUGACUUCAGUUUUGUGUUGAAAUUGGUUUGGUUGAUUUAAAUUUUCCCUGCCUUCGUUCUCCCCUCCCCCCUCAGAUGAUUUUCGUUGUAGCUAUGAGAUUCCUUGAGUUUUGAGUUAUAUGAAAAGGCUUUUUGUAACUUGUGCCUGUCACAGUAAUUUGCCUUCAAGUGCUUUGGAAAAAGUAAUUUCUAUGUGUACUUUGUAAUGUUUUGUAAGGCUGUUUUAGAUUUUUUGGCGGAGGAUUAUUUUUUAUUGAACUAGAUUUGGUUCUUCUUACAAGUAUACUGAACCCUUAUUUUUGUGUAUUUUUAAACCUGUUCUUGACUACACUUUAACUAGCCCAAGGACAGAUGACGGUCUGUAAUAAAACUGCAUAGUUAAGCUGUAUUUUGUAAUUGGUCACAAUGUGUAAUAAAUUGGU
Molecule: messenger RNA, 4387 nt
Organism: Scomber scombrus (Atlantic mackerel)
Lineage: Eukaryota; Metazoa; Chordata; Actinopteri; Scombriformes; Scombridae
Gene: rfx2
Product: regulatory factor X, 2 (influences HLA class II expression)
Exons: 18
Coding region: 115-2325 (736 amino acids)
Biological process (GO): regulation of transcription by RNA polymerase II
Cellular component (GO): nucleus
Molecular function (GO): DNA-binding transcription factor activity, RNA polymerase II-specific; RNA polymerase II cis-regulatory region sequence-specific DNA binding
Source: RefSeq, a predicted model, not a curated record